This is a messenger RNA of Sciurus carolinensis (gray squirrel), 3826 nucleotides long. RefSeq names its product cytochrome P450 27C1. The record is from RefSeq and is a predicted model, not a curated record. Lineage: Eukaryota; Metazoa; Chordata; Mammalia; Rodentia; Sciuridae. Gene Ontology annotation, biological process: cellular response to peptide hormone stimulus; cholesterol metabolic process; glucocorticoid biosynthetic process. Gene Ontology annotation, cellular component: mitochondrial inner membrane. Bases 125 to 1318 code for a protein of 397 amino acids. Gene Ontology annotation, molecular function: heme binding; iron ion binding; monooxygenase activity. The transcript is spliced from 9 exons.
CCGGGGACAGGGCCGAGGGGCCCCGGAGUCUCGCAGCCAUGCCGGGGCCGCGAACCCUCGCCAACCUGGUGGAGUUUUUCUUCAAGGACGGUUUCAGCCGCAUUCACGAGAUCCAGACCGAGACAUGGUGGCUCAGGUGCUCCGGGCGGAGGGGGCCGCACCCCAGAGAGCCAACAUGGAGUCCUGGCAGGAGUACCGAGACUUACGAGGGAGAGCCACCGGGCUCAUCUCAGCGGAGGGUGAACAGUGGCUCAAGAUGAGAAGUGUAUUGAGACAAAGAAUUCUGAAGCCAAAAGAUGUGGCCAUUUUCUCUGGAGAAGUCAACCAAAUUAUUGCUGAUUUGAUUAAAAAAAUCUACAUCCUCAGGAGCCAGGCAGAAGAUGGAGAAACAGUGACUAAUGUCAAUGACCUUUUCUUCAAAUAUUCAAUGGAAGGUGUGGCCACCAUCCUUUACGAGAGUCGCUUAGGCUGCCUGGAAAACCACGUCCCUCAGACGACAGUGGAAUACAUUGAAGCCCUGGAGCUCAUGUUUAGCAUGUUCAAGACCUCCAUGUACGCAGGCGCCAUCCCUAGAUGGCUCCGCCCCUUCAUCCCAAAGCCCUGGCGAGAAUUCUGCAGGUCCUGGGAUGGACUCUUCAAAUUCAGCCAAAUUCAUGUUGACAACAAGUUGAGGGACAUACAGUGUCAAAUGGACCGGGGUGAAAGGGUGAGAGGGGGACUUCUCACAUACCUCUUCCUUAGCCAGACCCUGACGCUGGAGGAGAUCUACGCCAACAUGACUGAGAUGCUGCUGGCCGGUGUCGAUACGACAUCCUUCACGUUAUCCUGGGCAGUGUAUCUCCUGGCAAGGCACCCAGAAGUGCAGCAGAUGGUGUACCAGGAGAUAGUCAAGAAUUUGGGGGAAAGGCAUGUUCCAACUGCAGCAGAUGUCCCCAAAGUCCCACUGGUUAGAGCUCUCCUGAAGGAAACCCUGAGGCUGUUUCCGGUGCUACCAGGGAAUGGCCGGGUCACCCAAGAAGACCUGGUUAUUGGCGGGUAUCUGAUCCCCAAAGGCGUGAGUUUGGUGGCCAUGGCAGAGGUGUGGGGGUUCCAUUGGAAAUCUGCUUCUACAUUCAGGAGACCCAGCUGGCCCUCUGCCACUAUGCCACCUCCUAUGAGGAUGAGAACUUCCCUCGGGCCAAGGAGUUUAGGCCUGAGCGCUGGCUGCGAAAAGGAAGCCUGGACAGAGUUGACAAUUUUGGGUCCAUCCCCUUUGGUUAUGGGGUUCGCAGCUGCAUUGGGCGAAGAAUUGCAGAACUGGAGAUUCACCUGGUCAUGAUCCAGUUGCUUCAGCAUUUUGAGAUCAAAACAUCUUGGACUAAAGCUGUUCAUGCAAAAACCCAUGGGCUUCUGACGCCAGCGGAGCCCAUCCAUGUGCGUUUUGUUAACAGAAAGUAAGCCUGGGUUUGGAACCUGGGCUGAUGGAGCAGAGCCAGCUUGCCAGCAUGCACUGGGUGUGCAUGUAUUGCUGAUCGCAGCAGUGGAGGAGGGACUCUAGAGGCUGUCUUGUGAUCGACUGGCCUUCUAGGCUAUUGAAGACUUGGAAAUCAUGCUAAGGAAUGUAAUGAGAUGUAUAAGAACUGAGACUAUGACAAUGUAAAAUUGUGUUGCCUGAUGUGUUAUUCAGCUUUCUGUUACUGUAACAAAUAACUGAGAUACAUAAACUUCAAAAGAGAAAAGGUUGAUUUUUGGCUCACCUUGAUGGAGAUUUCAGUUCAUCAUCAGGUAGAUCUUUUGCUUUUAGACUUUUAGUAGGGGAGGACAGCACAUCAUGGCAGGAGUGUGUGGCCCAGCCAACCGUUCACUUCAUGGCUGGAACAUGAAAGAUGAAGAGACUGGUGUCCUACAAUCCUCUUUGAGGGCGUUCUCCCAAUGAUCUAAGGACCUCUCACCAGGCCCCCACCUCUUAAAGGUUUACCCACUCCAGAUAGCACCAAGCUAGGGACCAAGACUUUAACACAUGAGCCUUUGGGGGACAUUUGAACAUUCCAGAUCCAAACUAUAGCAACUAAGUUGAGAGAAAUAAAUCAGUCAUCAUGGAAACAGUGUAACAUUAGAAUAUUUUUAUUUCAAGGAAAAAUAAGUAUAUAAUAGCAUGUUCGUAUGUCAUUUUAAAUAUUCAUACUGGAAAUGAGAUCCAGCUGUUGGUGCUUAUUUGAGGCUCUAAUGGGAAGCCUUGGCUCUCAGGAAUAUUUGUUGUGCUAAGUUCUGUUGCCUUUCAUGCUAUUUCCUGGUGCUAAAGGGGAAAAAAUAUGUGAUUUUAUAAUGUUCUCUCCUUGCUUUCAUGCCUGAAAUGUCCUAUUCCCAAUUCCAUGAUUCUUGUUACAUAAUCUUUAUCAAAAAUUUAUCUAAUAUAUACCAUACAUCUUUCCUCCAUUCUACAAAAUAACUCUUCAACAAAAUGGAAAUAAUAUCCUUUCAUAUGCUAUUUUUAUAAGGCACAUGAUAAUGUUGAAAUCUCUGUGCGAUGAUAGACUAACUUAAACAUAAAUGCUGUAAAAAUAUAUACAGUUAAAUGUGAAACCAUGUCCUAAAAUCAGCCAAGUGUGGAAUUACUUUGAGGUAGCAGCAUAUAUAUUGACUUUUAUAGAUGAGAUGAAAUUAUAUUGUUUGAGAGUGAAAUUUAAAAGGUAUUGAGAAUUACUAAUCAACUCAAAGUGACCUCUUAUUGGCUGUGCACACAGUGUGACCUUCUAAGGAAGCGUAGCCCUACCUGGAGUUAAGAAGAGUGAAUGGUGAAGUGCAGGUCAGAGGGUGAAGUCCAUCUUCCACCAAAAUCAAAGUAUAAAAAUAGACGAAAAUAGACAUUAGGAGCCUCUGGUGUCAGGGUACCUCAUGAAGCAUUCUAGCCAAAGAAAUUGAAACUGAAUUGGAUAAAUCUCUAAAUCUACUACCAGUUUAUGUGUAUACAGGGUAGAGAGGGACAUAACAAAACUAUAAGGAAUGCAACCAAAGAAAUCCUGAAUAGAGACAGUUCCUGAUUUACGAUGGUUUAACUUAAAGAUUCUUUGACUUUAGGAUGAUGGGAAAGUGAUAGGCAUUCACUAGAAACUGUACUUCCAACUUUGAAUCUGGAUCUUUCCCUGGGCUAGGGAUAAGUGGUAAGAUCCUCUUUUUUUGAUACUGGGCAGCAGCAUCAGCCUUGGCUCAGUUGACCCCAAGAUCAUGAAGAGAAAAAAAAAAAGACAAUCCUCCCGUGUGGGCUGUGGUGCUGAGAUAGGAUGCGGGGGGUAGAUGAGCUGUAAAAACUUGGGUUUUUCAACAAGUAAGUGUUAAGAAAAAAAAAAAAGAAAGAAAUAAAGGGAGAACUGUUAGAGAAAAAGAAAUUUAUGAGAUUUAUCAACCAAGAGCAAUACUGGUGUUAGCUUGAAUCAGAUUCAAGUAAACAACUUAUAAAGAGAUUUAAAAAAAAUAAUUAUAAAAAAAGAACCAAACAAAUCCAUGGAGAGAGAAGGGAGGGGGAUGAAUUGGGGAAAUCUGAACACUGUUUGUAUUUGAUGAUAUUAAGGAAUUAUUGUCAUUUUGGGGUGUGAUAAUGGAAGCUGUGUUUUAAAAAAGACUGAUCUUAUCUCUUGGAACUAUCUUUAAAGAUGCAUAUGUUUAUGGAUGAAAUGUUAUAGCAUGUUGAAUUUGCUUAAAAAUAAACUAGCUUGCUGUGGGCAUGGAUGAUGUGUGUGUGGGAAGGUGUGGAGGCCCAGGGAGGAAGAAACGAACCAAAUGGGGCAAAUGUUGCUAGUUGUUGGAGCUGGUGAUGGGUGCAUGAGGGUUCAUAAAGUUAUUCUUUGUA